AUGAUGUUUACCGAUCUCCCACGGGAAUUGGAAUGGGAAAUACUUUCUAGGGUUCCGGCCACAACUCUAACCCAAUUCCGAUCUACUUGCACACGAUGGUAUGCUUUAUUCAAAGACCCUAUAUUCAUCAAGAAGAAUUUGGGUAAAGCAGAAAGGCAGGCGAUCUUAAAGACACGUUCUGGGGUUUUUUCAGUUAACGUCAAUCUCCAUGGAAGAAACAACAGCUUUGAUCCAUCCAUUGAGUUUACAGGUAAACUCAACAGUCUAAACGAUUCAGAACAGGUCAUGAUAUAUUCUAUCUUUCAGUGUGACGGUUUAUUCUUGUGCCAGACCAAAGACCAUGGACUCGUGGUUUGGAACCCUUGUACUGGUCAAACCAGGUGGAUCCAACCCAGCAGUUUUGACAGAGGGAGCGAUGAGUAUUUUCUAGGUUACGUAAACAACAAUAAAUCUUGCCAUAGCUACAAACUCUUAUGUUCUAGUUUUUUUAAAACUCGGUUUGAAAUCUAUGACUUUAAUUCUGAUUCAUGGAAAGAACUUGAUUAUGCGGGCGCUCGUUUAUCGUUUACAAGAAACUCUGGCGUAUCUUUGAAAGGAAAGAUUUACUGGCCUGCUGAGUAUGAAAAAGAAACACUCCACUCCUCCUUUCUUACUCAGGUUUGA
Molecule: messenger RNA, 663 nt
Organism: Microthlaspi erraticum
Lineage: Eukaryota; Viridiplantae; Streptophyta; Magnoliopsida; Brassicales; Brassicaceae
Source: the annotation of a GenBank genome assembly